This is a messenger RNA of Rotaria socialis, 969 nucleotides long. NCBI's taxonomy places the organism in Eukaryota, Metazoa, Rotifera, Eurotatoria, Philodinida, Philodinidae. The record is from the annotation of a GenBank genome assembly.
AUGGCAAAGCCAGCAACAACAAAACAUGUAAUGCUGUCGUAUCAAUGGAAAGUACAAAAAUUGGCCCUAUCGAUGUACGAAUACCUAGUUGAGAAAAAGAUCCCGGUAUGGAUAGACAUCAAAUGUGGCCAUCCGUCAAAAAAUUUAUAUGAAGGCCUGAGCCAUGCAAUUGAAAAUUCAUCAUGCUUUGUCUGUUUCAUGACACCGGAAUAUCAAGAGUCAGACUUUUGUCAACAAGAAUUCCAAUAUGCAAAAAAGUGCCACAUACCCAUUAUACCACUAAAGCUUGAUGAGAACUGGGAGCCAACCAGUUGGCUUGGCCUUCAAACGGUCGGUCUUAUAUGGCUUGAUUUUUAUCGUACAACAAAAUUCAAAAUAAAAGCCUCAGAAUUACAUGGUCGUAUUCGUACAACUGCCGGUGAUCUAUAUCAACAGUCAAAGUCACAAGAAUCGGUUCCCAAGGCAAAACAAAUAGGCUCCCAACCACAAUCAUUGAACAACUCGGAGUCCGAAGGAGACGAACUGGUACCGUACAUAUCCCAUUUAAAAAUCAAGAAAGUCGAAGACACUCCAUAUAGUGAUAAACUGUCUCAUCCAAAACAGCCCUGCAAAUUUGGGCUUAGAUGCAAUGAUUACAGUGAUUCACACCGAGCUUGGCUUUCACAUCCAUCCAGUACAGAAGAUAUUGCACAACCCACUAAGCAACCACGACGGUGCAGAUAUGGAGCGAACUGCUUCGAUAUAAGUGACUCACAUCGAGCACAAUUCUCGCAUCCACCCAACGCAGAAGAGUUUGCACAACCCACUAAGCAACCACGACCGUGCAGAUACGGAGCGAACUGCUUCGAUAUAAGUGACUCACAUCGAGCAGAAUUCUUGCAUCCACCCAGUACCGAAAAUGAUGGCCAACCCUCUGGUGUACGUUCUUCACGUCGCUCAAAGUUUCAGCAUUCGGAAGCUCCUGAAUGA